This is a messenger RNA of Quercus lobata, 3981 nucleotides long. RefSeq lists its product as uncharacterized. The record is from RefSeq and is a predicted model, not a curated record. Gene Ontology annotation, molecular function: nucleic acid binding; RNA-DNA hybrid ribonuclease activity. The transcript has a single exon. The coding region runs from base 1 to 3981 and encodes 1326 amino acids. Lineage: Eukaryota; Viridiplantae; Streptophyta; Magnoliopsida; Fagales; Fagaceae.
AUGGAGAAAAUUCGUUGCCGUCUGAAGUUUGAUAAUAUGUUUCUCGUCCCUAGGAGACAUUUUAGUGGUGGCCUUGCCUUGUUCUGGUCUAAUGAUCUUGACCUCCAUAUUCGUACUUUCUCUCCCCACCACAUAGAUGCAGUGGUAAACCCAAGGAUUGAUGACGCUUGGCGCUUUACGGGGUUCUACGGAGCUCCGGAAUUAGCUAACCGGGAAGAUUCUUGGUCCCUGCUCCGCCAUCUUAGCACUCAAUUUGAUUUGCCGUGGGUGUGCAUGGGUGAUUUUAAUGAAAUCACAAGUUUGGAUGAAAAGUUGGGAGGUGCUUUAAGGUCGGAUAGGCAGAUGCAAAUGUUUAGAGAUUGCCUUGACUUCUGUGGAUUUAAGGAUAUUGGCUUUACUGGCUUGCCUUUUACGUGGUGCAAUAAUAGAUUCGAUGGUCCUUUAGUGUGGGUUAGGCUGGAUAGAGCUUUAGCUUCGGCUGAAUGGAUGCUCAAAUUCCCAUCUGUGCGUCUUCACCAUCUGGCUGGUUUUUCCUCUGAUCAUAAGCCAAUUUGGCUAUGCUCUGAUGAUGUGCAUAGACGUUUCUACCGUCCCCAGAAACCUUUCCGUUUCGAAGAGAUGUGGUUAAAAGAUGAAGGCUGUGAAGGGGUGGUUAAUGCAGCCUGGGAUGUAUCUGUGGAAGCUAACCCGAUGCUGAAGGUUUUGCACAAGGUAAAUAAUUGCCAAUCUCACUUGAAAUCCUGGAACAAGAAUGUUUUCGGUAACAUCAGAGGCACUCUGGUUCAGAAAAGGAAAUUAUUGGCAAAGGCAGAGAUAGGGGCUGUUGCUGGGCAGAAUUGUGGGCAAGUAAAAGAUCUUAAAGAAGAAAUAAACAAGUUGUUAGACUUAGAGGAGUGUAUGUGGAGUCAAAGAGCAAAAACGGACUGGCUGCGUUACGGUGAUCGGAAUUCAAAAUACUUUCAUUGUCGCGCCUCUGAUAGAAACAAAAGAAAUUUUAUUUCAGGUCUUGAAGAUGACCGUGGCUUAUGGGUGGAUGAGGAGGAAAGGAUCGGUGAGUUACUGAAUGAAUAUUACUCCUCUUUGUUUUCCUCUUCCAAUCCAACGGAAUUUGAUGCUGCCCUUGUUGGUGUUGGACCUCGGGUAACCCGGGAAAUGAAUGACUCUCUGACCCGGCCUUUUGAAGCUACUGAAGUUGAGACAGCUCUUGCCCAAAUGAAAGCUAACACAUCUCCCGGGCCGGAUGGUUUUCCUCCCCUGUUUUACAAACAAUAUUGGCCAAAAAUUGGAGCGGAGGUCUCAGACGCAGUUAUUGGGGUUCUUAAUACAGGUAUUCUCCCUCAUGAGCUUAACCAUACUUUCCUGACUCUAAUUCCUAAGAUAAAAAGUCCGAGAAGGGUUAGUGAUUUUAGGCCUAUUAGUUUGACUAAUGUGCUUUAUAAACUGAUUGCAAAGGUCCUUGCUAACCGCCUGAAAAAAUUUCUGCCUGAGUUGAUUUCAGAAACCCAGAGUGCUUUCGUGCCUGGUCGCCUUAUAACUGAUAACAUUUUGAUUGCUCAUGAAACUCUUCACUAUAUGAAGUCCAAGCGAUCGGGGAAGGUGGGGCUGAUGGCCUUAAAGCUCGAUAUGAGCAAAGCUUACGACCGUGUCGAAUGGUCUUUCUUGGAAAAAAUCAUGGAAACAUUGGGAUUCAGCCAACGAUGGAUCUCUCUAAUAUCCAUGUGCAUUAGAUCUGUCACCUACUCCAUCCUCCUCAACGGGCAGCCACAUGGUCUCAUUUCCCCUCACAGAGGUCUUCGUCAAGGUGACCCACUGUCACCGUAUCUGUUCUUACUCAUCACAGAAGGGCUGCAUGGGCUUCUUAAGAGUGCUGAAAUGAGUGGCAGCCUGAGAGGGGUGUCUCUUUGUCCGGCUGGCCCACGCAUUUCUCACUUACUCUUCGCCGACGAUAGUCUUAUCUUCUGUCGAGCCUCAUUGUCAGACUGCCAAACAAUCCAGUCCAUCCUUCAGAUUUACGAAAACGCUUCGGGCCAAAAUAUUAACCGAGGUAAGACAAAUUUGUUCUUUAGCUCUAAUACUCCUGCCCAAACUCAAGAAGAUAUUAAAAAUCUUUUGGCUGUUCCAGUUAUCCAAAGGUUUGAACAAUAUCUGGGUCUCCCCUCCUUCGUUGGUAGAGCAAAGAAACGGUCUUUCAGUUUAAUAAAGGAGAGGAUUUGGAAAAAACUAAAGGGGUGGAAGGAAAAGUUAUUAUCUCAAGCCGGGAGAGAAAUUCUGAUUAAGGCGGUGGUCCAGGCGAUCCCCACCUAUACCAUGUCGUGCUUCAAACUCCCGAAAGGGCUUAUUAAUGAAAUUGAAGGCUUGAUCAGAAAAUUUUGGUGGGGUUACCGUGGGGAGCAGAAGCGUAUCCAUUGGGUCAGUUGGGAGAAGCUUUGUCUUCCAAAAAGUGAUGGAGGGAUGGGUUUUAGGGAGCUCAGCUGCUUCAAUGACUCGCUCCUAGCUAAACAAGUGUGGAGGUUAAAGAACAACGAGUCUUCUCUAUUUUACAGUGUGUUUAAGGCUAAAUUUUUUCCAUUUUGCUCUAUAACUGAGGCUUCUUGUUCUUGUAAGGGUUCAUUUGCUUGGAAAAGCAUUCUUCAAGCCUCUCGGGUUGUUGAGUUGGGCUCGGUGUGGCAAGUGGGUGAUGGGAAGUCAAUCAAGAUAAGAGGGGAAAAGUGGCUACCUCCCACUCAUGGCAGUUGUAUUGUCUCGCCUCUUUCUUUGCUAAGCCCGGACUCAAUGGUGAGUGCCUUGAUUGAUGUUGAUUCCCACUCUUGGAAUUCGGAUCUGAUUCAGCGUGAAUUCCUAUCUCAUGAAGCUAAAAUUAUAUUGGGUAUCCCCUUGAGCAUCCAUAACCCCCCGGACAGGCAGGUGUGGUUCCCUUCCAACAAAGGUGCUUAUACUACUAGAAGUGCCUAUAGAUUAUUAUCCUCUUCGAACAGAGGGUCUCUCCCUAAUUGUUCGGAUCCAAGCAAACGUAAACACAUGUGGAAAGGCAUUUGGUCCUUACAGGUUCCUCAGAAAAUCAAACAUAUGUUGUGGAAGGCAGCAAACAAUGCGAUUCCUACAUUAUUCAACCUCUGGAAAAGGAAUGUGGUCAAGACUGUGGUUUGUCCUAGCUGUGACUCUGAAUGUGAAGAUACUAUCCACGCCCUUUGGAGCUGCCCUGUUCUUAGGCCGGUAUGGGAAACAGGGGAAUUAACAAGAAAAUUUUUGAAAUAUAACUUUUCCUCUUUUGCGGACUUGCUGGACUUGUCUUUCAGGUUUAAAGAAGAAACGGAUUUGAAUCUCCUUGCAGUGCUGUUUUGGUCGAUAUGGGAAAAGAGAAACACAGAUCGGGAGAGGGGCUGUGUGUCAAGUCUUCAUGACAUACGGUCAAGGGCUGUGCAUUUUCUACAGGAGUUUGCUUCUGCCCAUUUAGCUACUCGUCAUCUGCAUGUCUCUGGUCCAGCUCAAAGGGUCAGGUGGAUCCCGCCAAUCUCUCCCCAUUACAAAGUGAAUUACGAUGGGGCUUUAUUCAACGAUUUAGGUGCUGCUGGUCUGGGUGUUAUAAUUCGGGACUCUGAUGGCUGUGUGAUAGGUGCUCUUGCGGAAAGGAUCUCUCUCCCUUCCUCAGUUGCUACGGUGGAAGCUCUGGCUUGUAGGCGUGCUGUUCAAUUUGCUUUGGAACUUAGUGUCUUUGAUGCAAUUUUUGAAGGUGACGCUGAGAUUGUUACAAAAGCUCUGCAUGAAGGUGUUUCAAACCAUCCGGACUUUGGUUUGGUUGUAACUGAUUCCCUUAGGCUAGCUACUGCUUUUCGCUUUUGUCAUUUUUCGCAUGUAAAACGACUGGGUAAUACAGUCGCCCAUUUACUGGCCAGAAGCUCCAAGUCUGGCAACGAGCUCCAGGUGUGGAUGGAAUCCGUGCCUGAGGACAUAGCUCCUUUUGUUUUUAAUGAUGCUUUGUAA